Messenger RNA from Mandrillus leucophaeus (drill), 1243 nucleotides. It is a transcript of the gene SYCE1, whose product is annotated as synaptonemal complex central element protein 1. The record is from RefSeq and is a predicted model, not a curated record. NCBI's taxonomy places the organism in Eukaryota, Metazoa, Chordata, Mammalia, Primates, Cercopithecidae. The transcript has 13 exons. Gene Ontology annotation, cellular component: synaptonemal complex. Bases 139 to 1095 code for a protein of 318 amino acids. Gene Ontology annotation, biological process: synaptonemal complex assembly.
AUUACCUCACAUAUCCGGAGCGCGCGCGGGAGUGCAUUGCGCAGGCGCGCUGCCUGGAGUCCCGCCCCCUGCAGGGGUUGCUCCAAUCACCACUGGAGGCUCCCUCCCAAGCCACCCGCGCUGCUGAGCUGAGAGGAAAUGGCGGGGAGGUCUCUGGCGUCGAAGGCCGAGCCCACCGCCGGAGCCAUGGACGGGGCUGAGAAGGCCGAAGGGCAGGACACAUCCUCACAGAAAAUUGAAGACUUGAUGGAAAUGGUGAAAAAGCUGCAGAAAGUGGGAAGCCUAGAGCCCCGAGUUGAGGUCCUGAUUAACCGGAUUAAUGAGGCCCAGCAAGCCAAAAAGAAAGCCAAUGAAGACCUAGGAGAGGCCCGGACCAUCUGUGAGGCCCUGCAGAAGGAACUGGACUUGUUGCAUGGAGAGAAAGUACACCUGAAGGAGAUCUUGAGCAAAAAACAAGAGACCCUGAGGAUCCUCCGGCUGCAUUGCCAGGAAAAGGAAAGUGAGGCACAGAGGAAGCACACCGUGCUGCAGGAGUGCAAGGAGAGAAUUUCUGCUCUAAGCUUGCAGAUUGAAGAAGAGAAGAACAAACAGAGACAGCUGAGGUUAGCGUUCGAGGAACAGCUGGAGGAGCUGAUGGGCCAGCACAAGGACCUCGGGGACUUCCAUAGGCCAGAGCGGCUGGCAAGGGAGAUUUGUGCUCUGGACAGCAACAAGGAGCAGCUGCUCAAGGAAGAGAAACUGGUCAAGGCAACACUGGAAGAUGUGAAGCAUCAGCUGUGCUCCCUGUGUGGGGCUGAGGGCCCCUCCACCCUCGAUGAGGGACUCUUUCUCCGCAGCCAGGAGGCUGCAGCCACAGUGCAGCUGUUUCAGGAAGAGCACAGGAAGGCUGAGGAGCUCCUAGCAGCUGCUGCCCAGAGCCACCAGCAGCUGCAGCAGAAGUGCCAACAAUUGCAGCAGAAGCGGCAGAGGCUGAAGGAAGAGCUAGAAAAGCGUGGAAUGCAAGUCCCUGCCCAAGCCCAGAGCACACAAGAGGAAGAGGCUGGCCCAGGAGAAGUGGCUCCCAGACCAGGUAGACCAGUGACAUGGUGGAGUUGAAAAGAGAGGCUCACUGAAGAGCACUGUUUCCAUGGAAAAAUGGAACAUGGCAAAGUGCAGAAAUUCUUCAGUCAGUCCAGGACAGACGAGUUCUCUAAGAUGCAGUUAAUUAUGCCUGUUUCAAACAAACUGGUGAUACACUAUCAAA